Messenger RNA from Limulus polyphemus (Atlantic horseshoe crab), 1186 nucleotides. Its product is annotated as cGMP-dependent protein kinase 1-like. Bases 335 to 1186 code for a protein of 283 amino acids. The transcript is spliced from 6 exons. The record is from RefSeq and is a predicted model, not a curated record. NCBI's taxonomy places the organism in Eukaryota, Metazoa, Arthropoda, Merostomata, Xiphosura, Limulidae.
GGUAUAUUACCUUGAACACGUGUAGCCAAAUUGGUAUUUUACAGAUUUAUGGAUAUCAAUCUGCAGAAUGUUUUUCUAACGAAUGAGUCAAGUGGCAUAAGGGAAAAUGUAAUCAGAAGUAUGCCGUAAGUGCAAUUUAUCGUUGGUUGAGAUUGCUAAUACUGACCUCUAUUUAUUUGAAGAUGAACAUUCUUCAAUUGGGUAAGCGGAAUGAAAACAUAUCAUUUCAAUUUACAUUUAAACGAGAGUUGUGAAGUGUUGGCUUCUCGCUGUUGUCGGGUUAAAGAAUAACGAACAAAAAAGGUCUACCGUUCAUCUUCUGGAGGGGGAAAGAAUGGAUAGUUUUGAUAAAGAAGAGGCAAGUGACAUUGUAAAUAAAUAUGAAGAGACUUUAAAAUACCUUCGAACGUUGUUGUUGAAGAAAGACGAAGAGAUUCAAACUUUGAGGAGUCAACUAGACAAGUUCCAGUCUGUGUUCAUUCCAGGUUAUAUCCGUAGCGGUAGCGGACGGAGAAAACAUCGGGCCUACGGCAUUUCAGCCGAACCACAUUCCCUGCAAACCAUUGAAGAGCUAAUAUCAACCAGGUUCCCCGAUCAUCCUAAAUCAGAGAGGUCUAAGGAAAUGAUCAAACAAGCUAUUUUGGAUAAUGACUUCAUGAAAAACUUGGAACCAGUACAAAUUCAAGAGAUUACAGACUGUAUGUAUCCUGUUGAGUAUGCCCAAGACAGUUUCAUCAUUAAGGAAGCAGAAGUGGGAUCUGUUAUGUUUGUUAUGGAAGAGGGAAAGGUGGAUGUUACAAAAGAAGGGAAGUUUCUCUGUUCUGUAAAACCAGGACAAGUUUUUGGAGAAUUAGCUAUCUUAUACAACUGUACUCGAACUGCAACAGUAAAAGCUGUUAUGGAUUGUAGAUUGUGGGCAAUAGAAAGGCAGUGUUUCCAAACAAUAAUGAUGAGAACAGGACUAGUGAGGCAAACUGAACACACAUAUUUUUUAAAAAGCGUACCAACUUUUCGGAACUUAAAUGAAGAAACCAUUUUCAAGAUAGCUGAUGUAUUAGAAGAAAUGACAUACAACAUGGGUGAUUAUAUAAUUAGACAAGGAGCACAUGGUGAUACUUUUUUUAUCAUCAGCAAAGGAACGGUAAGAGUUGAUUAUAACCUCAUUAGAAUGAAAAGUUAUUUCUAA